AUGAAUUGGGCUUGUUCACUGGUUACUGAAUGAGACCUCUCUGCAGAAAGAGGAAAAAUGGUGCGCAUGUUGACAGCAACUGUCUGUGUACCAUUGUGAUAAAAAGUGGUUGUGAUAAAUCUCCUUCUUUGUGUUUUCUCAUAUUCGACCAAAAUAUCCAUGCAAUUUUUCUAUCCUCAUAAGUAAUUUGGUCACUGGCCCACAGUCAUAUUACAUAAUGACUGUGGAAGAUAUUGUAAAGUGAGAGAAUUAAUGAAUAAAUCUGCAUCACUACCACUUGACCUACUUCCCUGGGUGCAAUCUCUGCUACCUGUCCCACCACAAAAAUAUUCAGAGCGUUUCUCAGUUUAUUUUUUGUUCAAAAUUAGUUAUGUGACAUUAAUAAAUGUUUCCGUUAUUAAGCUGAUAUAUAUGUGAUCUGUCUGGUAUACAUGUACUUUAAUUUUUUAUGUCCUGUAACGAUUCUAAUGAUGUGAUAUUGCAGGAACUGUUAUAUCAAGUUUUUUUGCGGGAGAAAUUGGGGACCAUUUAUAAAAAAUUAUGCACAGAAGGAAUGACCAGAGAAUGAAAAAAAUAUGAAAAAUGGGGGAAUGCAAAAUUGAAGAGGAGGAAAAUGAAUUGGAAAGCGGAGUAUUUGAGGAAAUAAAACUGACUACUGAUGUAGAUAAGGUGGAACCAAGUAAAAAUGAGGUGCAGGAUAUUCAAACGGAUGAGAAAACUGUGCUAGUUUUAGACAACACAGAUAAAGAAGAAGAAAAUGAAUCAGAAGAAGUGCAAGAAGCUGAGGAAGACGUUGAAAGUGAAUCUAGCGAUUCAUUUAUUUGCGAUUCAGAAGAUGGUCUGUCAGAAGAUGAAACGAAUGAUGGAUUAACUUCCGAGGUAAGCUCUUGUUUGCAUUUUUAUCUUUCUGUUAUGAUGAUAAGUAUUUUCCUGUUGUUAAUAAGACAGUAUAAUUAACCUUGCGCAGUAUCCUAUGCUCUUCUUGACCACGAAACCGCUGUAAUCAUUGUUCUCAUUAAAUGCAAACCUCAUCUACAUUUUAUCUCUCAUUUUCAUGGCUACCACCGUGAUCAGUUGGGUCAAUAUCUAUUGGUUCGAAGCAUGGUACUUGGAGUUAGCCGAUUUGGGCCAAGAUUGGCGCUAGCUGAUCCUAUCUUAGGGGAAAUUUGAUCCAUCUUGCUAUUCGAAAAAAGGAGAAAAGGGCAUAACGCACUGGAGACUGUAAUGUCUUACUUCAAUCGGACCUGCUGCAUAUCUAGGAAAAGCAAGGGCGGCUACUCACACCUGCCAGCUAAAGGUGUAACGGAAAAACUUCUUCACAUUUAUGUUCAUUUGUUACCACUGCCAUCACAAGCUGUGGCCACCUUGGAGUACCCCACUGUGAAAGAGUCAGGCUUAGGCUUUGGGGUUUAUGCUAAACUUUGGUUUUAUUGCCCCAUGAGUACUUCGAACUAUUUGCACGUCUCCAUCUAGUUGUCUAUCACUAUGAUUCCUCCAAACUAAGAGGUCUUAGUUACUAUCAUCAACUAGUUCUUUAAUGAUUUCUAAGGAGCCAAAGGUUCUUUGCUUUUAUAUCGUCUCCAUUAAUAUUAAUAUCUAAUACAUCUUCUAAAAAAUUUAACACGAAGCUGUCAACCAACGUAGCCUUUGUUUCAUUAUUCUGUGAACGAUUUACAGUAAAUCCAAUGAACGGAAAAUAUUUUUAAACUUUAGAUCAGAUCUUUAAGAAUUCUAUUAAUUAAAAUAUUUUUUAUUUUCAGACUGUCAUUUUUAAAAGAUGUGCUUCAUGAGCAUUUAAUGUCCGUCUAUUUGGCUCAUUAAAUUUAUUGAAUUAACGAGAAUGUAAGGGGCCAGAAUGUCCCAGCAGAGGUGUAGAGCUGUUUUGAAAGGGGUAUAGAAAUUGUCCUGCUACUGGGGCAGGCUACUACAAGAGGGGAGUCAUUGGAUGGGGUUUGACUGUGGAGGAUGGAGGAGAGAGGAGGCCAUUGAAUGUGGGUACAGAAAUGUGGAAUGAGAUGACCUCCUAUAGGUUAGAGGGCAUCCAGAUUGGGGUGGUGGUUCGUCUUGGGGGGUUGUGAAAAAAAGAAAGAGGGACGGGGGUUGGGCUGUUACAGAAGCGAGGGGAUCAGGUAGGAACUGCCAUUCUGUCAGAAGUGAGUGUGCAGAGAGAAGGCUGUUCGACAUAAGGAGGGCUGUCAAUUAGAGAAAUAAGGAGGCCACUCGGGGCAAGGGGUUGAUGAGAUCCAGAUAUAGAUGAUAGUGGAGGAAUGCAGACGGAGUAACUUAGAUGUUACAGAGUGGAAGUGCUUGAGAAAAUGAAGGGAUUUUUCUUAAUGAAAAAUUGGAGCCACCUAUGAGAGGGGGCUGCCACAGAGGGGAGGAUGCACUAAGAGAAUUGGCAGCAUCUAGAUGAGGGGUGACAGCUAGUUCCGGGGGAGGAUGGAUCUGAAUGGAAUAAGAGAUGCAGGGGGGUAACUGGUAUACACAAGGAGCCAUCCUAGAGUAUUCCAUCGUAGGAGUAGUUUCGGCAGCUUGAAGAGAUCGAAUUUACAACUUGGUUUCUUGAGGAUUUCUUUAAAGUUCUUGGCAUUUCCGACAGGGUUUUCGGAAGAAGUCAUGGAAAAUAACUAUGUCAAAGGGUUGAAAGAUGAGAACUGAUGUUUAUUUUUUUCCAUGUAUGCUGCUGGAAAGUGCUAAUCGUUUUCUUGUUACUAUAGUUGUUUGUAUUAUUUUUGUUUGGUUCCUUGAGUUAUUCACUAUCUCUUUCUUAGAAUCUUUGCUGUUGAUCUAUUGAGAGAAAAUUUCAUUUUUAAUUAUCGUGCCCGACAGGUUCCUUUAACUGAUGCAGAAGUGGAAGAACUUAUUACGGAGUUUUUAGAUGUUGAGAGUAAGGUAUAAUCUUUCUUUCACUUAUAGUGACUUUAAAUUUAGUAAAAAAUAUUUCUGUCUUUGUCUUUUUCUCAUAUAAGUUUUAGGCAGCAGAGGCCCAAGAGUCACUGGAAAAGGAGUCUCUUGCACAAGUGGAGAGUGAAGUAAAAGCAGAGCUGUCUGAAAAAUUUCAGGGUGAAGAGGUAGGAGUUAGUUUUUCACUCACUUAAGAACAUCGCAUCCCUCGUGAUAAUUCUUCUUUUUGAUGUAUUUGUUAUUUUUCCAAACGCAGUUAGAAACCGCUGUACUGGCAGAAAUGAAAAUUUACAUUGAACAAUGGAAGUCAACGCUUGAUGAAUUGGAGACUGAGAGUUCUCUGCUGUUGGUGAGUUUGCAUCUUAUAUUUCUAAUAGAAUGUUACCUUCAUUUCGCUUUUUUCUCUCCUACAUGCGAUGCAAUUUCUUUAGGGUUUUCAAUGUCACCAUUUUUGUCAUUCUUGUGGCAUUUUUGCCUGAAGCGUUUAUUAUUUUUCUUGAAGGUGAAGUUUUUUUCAUAAUGAAUUCAUAACAUCAUGAUGUGUCUUCUCGUGCUAGUGAUGCUCAACUAAGGUUUUUGAUUAAAAGAAAUAUUUUGAAGACUACUCCUUUUCUUGUGAAAUGAAUCCAUCUGUUGCGUUGUUUUUUCUCUUACCUUGGUUCUUGACAUUUAAUCAGUCGCUACUUAUCAUUUGGAAGCAUGCGUGGAUAAACAAUAAUAAAUUCCUAGGUUUUAUUAGAAGUAGAGCAAUCAAAUGUUGGUAACUUUAUGCCUGUUAUUGAACUUGACCAAGAGAAAACAAUUUUCUCUGGUGUAAGGGUCUAUGUUGACCCAACUGACCAUAUUCUAUCGUUUUUGUUUCUACAAUUAACAUUGGCUGACUUUGCAUGCAACUAAUUCCUCUGUUAUGUAUUAUUUGUACUCCUAUCGUUUUAUUCCUGCAUAUUUUUACAAAAUUUAUUUUCUUAAUAUUUUUUAGUUUUAGGUUGAGGUUUUAGCUCCUAAAUGCUUGUUUAUGAUUAGUUAGCUUUAGUAUUAUUCAUCAAGAAGCUCAAGUUGUGCAACAUUUUCAUGGUAAAGUUGUUGUGCUCUCCGUGGAAUAUACCUGGCUUUCCUAUAAUCAUGUAAUGUUGAUAGCUUUCUGUGAGAGUCAUAACUGCAUGCGUUGGUACUAACCUCUAUUUGUUUCUGUAACUUCACCCCCAGUACCCUGAUUCCUUUGUUUGGAUAAAUCCUGAUUCCUUGUUUUAGUUUAACAUAAUGCGGUUGGCUUUAUUCUGCAUGAAAUUCUUAGUUUAUGCCUUUUAAAUUUCCAGUUCGUAUUUUUCUAUUUUCGCAUGCCCAGCCGCAGCCUCGUGGCUGUUAGUUACCAUUGGUUGUGCCAGGCAAGGGUCAGAUCAGGAUUUUUGGCAAGUUGAGUUCUGGGAUCAUCCACUGGGAUCUAAUCACUAAGGUUUCAUAAUCUUUCUGUUCGUUGAUGAAUGACUAAGAACCCAAAUAAUUUUUUCUUGUUAUGUCUCUGAUGAAACAUGAGCCACUUUCGUUUGUUCGUGGCAAUGGGUUCUACAAUACUCAUCUUCAUCUCAUUCGCUAUAGGAACAACUUGAUGGGGCAGGCGUUGAGCUUCCUAAACUCUAUAGGUUGAUUGAAAGCCAGGUAGCUGAUUGUUGCUCCACUGAAGCCUGGAAGAGAAGGGCACACUGGGUAGGUUGCCAGUUGACUAGUGAACUAGAUGAAGCAAUUAAUGAUGCGGAAAAGUACCUUCAAUCUUGUCGACCUGUGAGAAGGUAACAUUUCGCUUUUGGAUCAUGUGCUUUUCUGAUUGAAUUUUUUUCGCUUCUACUCUUUUGUUCUUAUUUUUUUAUGAUAUCAGACGGCAUGGUCGGGUGAUGGAGGAAGGUGCAAGUGGUUUUCUUGCCAAAAAGCUGACAACUGAAGAGCACAGAAAAGGUACUGCAGAGAGCUCAGAUCAAGAUUGGUCCUCAUUCACGGAGGUCCUCCAGUCUAGUAGGUCCUCUGAGAAUGGCGUUUCAUUUGGCAGCAAGAAUUGGGCUUCUGUAUACUUAGCAAGUACACCUCAACAAGCUUCUUUGAUGGGUCUGAAGUUGCCCGGAGUUGAUGAGGUGAGCUUCAUAGUGAAUUCGUAUUCACAAUAUGAUGCAUUCAUCGUUAGUACAACUAAUUAAAACAAUAAAUCAUGUUGUUUGUUUAAUUUACAAGAAAAGGUAAACUUUCUUGGUGUUCACAAAUAAUCUUAUCUGGCAUGUUAUGAGAGAGAAUGUUUAACUCGGAUUACGAGAUAUCUUAUGUGACACAUAAAACUUAGACAUCAUUAUUGUAUUUUCUAAUGAAUAAUGAGAAAGAAUAGGAUACUUUGUACCAUGUAGAGAAACUAGACAGAAGAUGAAUAAUUUGACUCUAUGAGAAAGAGUAGGAUACUUUAUACCACCUUAUGUGAGUGCAGAAUAAUUUGAUUUUGACAGAAGAUGAAUGACACUGAAGUUCUAAGUUAUCAAUUGAAAUGAGCGAGAAGAAUGGGCCUGUGCUGAUUGCUAAAUUGAAUGUUGCAUUCUAAUGCAGAGAGUUGUACGGCUUUUUAAAGUGAUCUUUAAUGUUGCAAAAGCAUGGAUUCUAGUUCUUAAUGAAGUUAUUCUGUGAAGUGAAUUGCUCAGUCUCUAGCAUCAGCUGCGAUCAUGAGAAUUGGCAUGCAUUUUUCACAGAGAAAAUGUGAAGUGAUUUAUUUUCUUAUGUAAGGAAAUGAAAUGUAUUGUUGAGUCAUAAUCAGGCGAAACUUAGCUAAGCCAAUUAUUAGAAGGGGGUGCGAAAGAUAUGACUUGUAGCACAUUUAAUGCCUAUAUCAUACAGUGGACAUUUUUUAUCUGCAUAAUUCACUGUGCUACUUUUCAAACUGUUAGUAUUCCAUAUGACGUAUAAUGGCUCUUUUGCUUACACUGACAUUAUCAAAUUGACAAAUAAUUGUGAAGAACAAACAAUCUUAGCCUGUAGUUGGAAGUUUCAGGGGUAUUGCAUUGCAUCAAAAUGACUUCAUUAUUCCUGCUCUAAUAACUUUGCUUGCCUGUCCAUUCCGGAAGGUUCUGUUAGACUCUUGGACUUGAUGAUUGCUAGUUUAAGAAUUAGUUGAGUUAAUAAUGUAGACUGUUAAAGAAGUGAAGAUUUGUAGCUACAUUAAAUCUAUAGCAGUUGACAAUCAUCCUGCAAAAGGCUUAUGUCCUCCUUUUGGUUUCUCUUUUACCUAGCCCAUGCAAAAACACUUUCUUCUUUUAUUAGACUAUAUUUCUAAAUUGUAUUUCUCUUGCGUCAGUUUAACUUGCUGUGUGUGUCAUAUUUUAUUUCCUUUUAUAAGUAUAUGAAGGGGCACAUGGUCUUGGCAGGUGGAAGAAAUUGAUGAAAUUCCGAUAGAUUCUUGUGAUCCAUUUUAUGCAGAUGCAAUUGCUAAUGAGAAAGCCAUUGAUCUGUCUGAAGAGCAAAGGAGAAACUUUAGAAAGGUAAAAACAGAAUUCAAGUUACCUCCUUUUUCAACAUAACAUUCCAUCUUAUUCUGAUUCUUUUUUCUACUAGUGGAAAGCUUUCUUUAUUUCCCCAUAUAUCAUUGUGACAUGAUCACUGCUUCAGAAGUCCUGUCUAUAACCUUUGUUUCAUUGCUUCUUUCUACUGGAAACAAACCCUUGUGUUGUGUAGCUCCCACACACUUGAACGUCACUGAAUUUGUGGCAAGUUUUAUGUUCACGACUGUGUCUCGCUCAGGUGGCUCAUACUGAAUGCUGUGUUGAAUUAUCAUGGUCUGAUCCGGCUAUGCAUGCCCAGUUCCUUCUUUUCCAAAAUGGUUGCAAACAUAAAUAGUUUCUCUAAAAAAGUAAAAAAUAAAACGAACAUUUCGUGGCCAAUAGAUAUGUGCUGCGUAAACAUUUGAUUUGGGUGCAUACUUGCCUCUUUCCAGUCGCAAUUUUAAAUAGACUAGAUAUACCUCUGGUUUAAUAAGCAUUACCUAAGAAGAGAAUAUUCUCAAGAUGUCUGAAGAAAUUUAAUAUAAAUCAAUACCCAUUUCAGUGAAAGGUGUUGGGUUCCUGCUGUUUAUACGUGUGAUAUUCUUGUGGUCAUGUUAAAGGAAUGCUUGUGAAUAUGAUGGCAUAAUGGGAAACAUAGUUGGCAUGUUUGGGUUAUUGAAGCAAAUGUUGUGACGUCAGCUGUGUAGCUACCGAUAUGAUGAUAUAAGGAGGUCUUUAAUUGACGAUCUUAUUUUUUCAUAUGCGAAAUUUUUGGAUGCUGCCAACAGCAAAUAAUCGCUGAGGCUGCUUACUUUGAUUCUCCAGAUCUUAUGAUUUGUGAUUCCUAAUGUUCUUUGGUCGUUUGUUGAUGCAUAGUAUUUGUGUUUUAUUGUCUUUGCAAUUCAGUUAUCGUUUAUCUCAUUACAAUUGUGGGUUGGUGGCUGGACUCCCAAGGUCAAAUUUGGGUCAUAAUCGGAUUGGUCUAACUAGUCAAUAUAGGUUACUGUGAUUUUUGGGGUAGACAGAUAUGUGUAAUUAUAUCUAUAUAUAUAUAUAUACAUAUAUAUAUAUAUAUCUGUAGUUAAAAGCAUUUACACAACAGAAAGGUCAGUGUGAUUUUUGGUAUAAGAUAUUAAACUCUAGUCUUUUUCCAGAUCCUCAGAUGAUCGUCCUUUUUGGAUGUAAUUAUGCUAUCAAAUUCUUUUCUGUAUUUUAUUCUUACGAUUAUAAUAGUGAUACAUUAUAUAUUAGAAAGAUUCUCGCUGUAAUAUUUCACGAUUUGUUUUUUUUCCACAACUUCGUGGAGCGAGCCGCAUCUGCCAGAAGAAAAAACCAAGAAAAAGAAAGUGAAAAUAAAAGCAUAGGAGCAUCUUAGUUUUGCUCAGUAUUUCUUGUUGACAGCUAAUCUGAACUUGAGCCUCUAGCUGGGGAAAGUUGAUGUAGCACCCAUGACACUUGACGAGAAUGACGUGAAGAUUGAGAGUACAGAGUUAUUGAUGGUGAAAAAUGAGUUCCACUCUGUAGAGAAAUCCCUUUAUAAUGUUUGUUUUAUAAUGCUUUUAUGAAAUCUUUAGACAAAUGUAUAUAUUCAAAAUUGCUAAGCUAUAUAUGGUACCUAUACAAUAAGUCAUACCUCGGAGUGGAUUUUAUUUUCCCUUAUACCUGGUUCAGUAUCUGGGAUUGGUGGCUGAAAAGAGGCAAAUCGCUUGAUGACUAUUUUGCUGUCAUUGGGACCAUAAUUGUACAUUUGCGCUUUCUUAUGUUACGGACUUAAAAACUAUUGAAACCUCUUUUUUGGUGGGUAGGAGAAGAGAGGUGUAACAUAUUCUACUAAUGCAGGUAAGGGAGGAGGAGGAUGCAAAGUUUACACGAAAGCUGCAGCUUCAUCUGAAGAAGCGCAGGCAGCAAAGAAAAUCUUUUCAGGUCUCAUCUUUUAUGUCAGUGUUCUCUCUUCAAAAUGGGUUUUGGUCCGCUGGCACUUGUUUAAAUGACAAUUUAGGAAGAUAUAUUCCCCACCUGUUGGGGAUAUAACUUAACAAUUUGCGAUAACUUUUUGAAUUUAUAUAGUUUGGGAGGAUUCCGUUUAAUUUUGAUGCCUAUUUUUUUAUAAAGAGUUUAUCUUGUUCUUAGUUUGAUGAUUUUUUGUUUAUGGAAUCAAAGCAGAAAGACAUUCGAGAUCAAAGCUCAGAAAGAGAUCUGCAUUGUGCUCAACAUGGCAAGAAAAUCUCGUCAGAAGUUGAUGAUGCAUCCACUCACUUAUUGUCAGAAAGCGUAUUAUCCGAUGACACUCGCGAAGGAAGACAUACUGUUAAUGGAAGCUGCUCAACAUCGAGAGAAUGCAAACGUGUGCACGCUGGUCUUGAUCCAGAAACAGACAAUAAAAGGUGUCGAACUCUCAUUAAUGAUGAUGAUGAUGAUGAUGUGCAAGUGCUGGAGAAAAUAGUAAAAGAUACCACUAAGCUGCCAAAAAUGGACUCACAGCCUACCCACGAUGUCAAAGAGUCGGUUGAUGUUAUAGAUGUUGAUUCUGUUCCUUCACCUUGUCCAAGCCAUUCAAAAGAUUAUUCUGAAAACUUUCACUGCACUGUUUGCUGUAAAGUUCUAAGUCCUUCCGAGGUCUGCAGACAUCCUCUUCUGGAAGUGAUCAGUUGUAAAACGUGUCACCGUUUUAUGAAGGAAAGGUUGCAUCACAAGGUACGAUCAUCAUCAAAUCUACAAUCAUUCAUAUAAUGUGUUGAUUAUUUGUAUAUGACAAUAGAGGGUUGCCAUGCACUCUUAGAAUCUCGUUUUGUUGAUGAUUGUUUGUGUUUUUCCGCUGACAAUAGAUAAUAACCUUUCUGUUCUGAUUUUUUUAAAAAUAAAAUAUAGUUCUACUUUGUUUUGUUAGCAUAUUCCUGGUUAAAAUUAUAGUGAUGCUUUCUAUAUUGAAAAUUUGUGCUUCAUUUGUUUUAUUUCUUUGAUUUUUUUUAUCCUUGUGGUAUUGACUUUAUGGACGUACUUCUUUUGAAAUAUAUACCAAGAAACCUAUUCGAACUCAUGGCUUCACGAUUAACGACUGUAUCACAAUCUUCAUGGUUCCAUCUAUUUACGUGUUUCUACCCUGUAAAAGUGGCGCUUGGUAAACCAAGCUUCUACCCUUAUACAAACAAGUUUCGAGUGAUGAUUGAUCUCUUGAAGAUAUCUCAAAUGAUUGUCAUCAUAAGACCAUUGAAGUCGAUUUUUUUUUUAAUUUGGCGGUGGGGGGAUUGGUCAGGGGGUGUGAUCUACGAGGCAGACUAUAAGAAUAGGAAGGUGUUUGAUAUUUCUGUAGUUCAACAAGUCUGUAGAAAGCAAAGUCUGUAGGAUAUUAGUAGUUGUAAAUCUGAGCCCAGACCCAUAAGUCAUUCUUUUGUGGGGGGACAUUUGUUAGUCGUGGAUAGUUUACACCAUCAAUGAACUUUGAUCACGCUGAAAAGGUAACAGCUGUAAGUGGUACUGUCAUGUUCCUCUGUUGUACAUCACCAUAGGUUUAUUUAUACUUUUGUUGAAGAUGAGCCUCUCUGUUGUGUGUUUUGUAUAAUGCUCAGUUAUUAUUUUGAUCCACAAGAUAUCAUCCAAUUCGAAAUUUAAGGAUUCUGACAUCUCCAUUUUUGUUGCUGCACCAUAUUUUACUCUCUGAUGAUCCCCCCUCAAUUCUAAAUCUUUACCAAUGAAAUUUCAGGAUUCUGGUGCUGCAGAAAGUUUUUGUGGAUGGUGUGGCAAGUGUGGCGAUCUAGUAAAGUGUGAAUCAUGUGCUAUGUUUUUCUGUGCAAUAUGUAUCAAGAGAACUCUUGGUGAAGAAUGCAUGUCAGAAUCGAAGUCCUCUGUUUGGCAAUGUUUUUGCUGCUGUCCCAGUCAACUGAAACAGCUUGUUAUGGAUUGUGACAAAGCUCUCAACAGGUUUGCAGCAACAGGCUCUGAUAUUAGCUCAGAGUCUUCAGAUUCUGAUAUUGAUCAUCCAAUUAGGUAACUUAUUAAUUUUUUGCCAGAUUUAUUUUAAGUUUUUGCCAAAUAUCUGUAUAGCUAAUUGAUAGCAAAGGCAUUUUUUGGUUGUGUUUUAGCACCCAACGAGAGAAGGAUUUCUUUUUCCAGUAUGUAAAUAAAAUCAAGACCAUAAAGAUGUCAGGAUGCUUCGGGCAUCGAUGGGCGUCCCUGAACCUGUGCCCUUGUUUUCUUCAAGGCCUGAAUCCAACUAGACCUAGAGAGAUGUUCGUAAAUUAGGCAUCUUCUCACUUGUGAAGCGUGAAUACCACCUUCUUCAAACAAAGAGGGGGGGGGCAUGAUUUGGUUAUCUGUCGCUACUUGGAUGGCGUAGGUAAGGCCAUAUGGUUGGAAAGUAGGCGUCCGUAUCGUACGGGUGGGCCAGCUGGAUUCUUUUUUGGUUGAGGGAGGGAAGCGGUGAUGGAGAUUGUGGCUGCUACCAGCUAAUUGCCCCUUCAUAAGCAAGAAGUUAGUGAGAAAAGGGUACAGGAAGGAUGCUUUUCUUUCAUGUCCUUACAUCUGUGGAUUUAAUAUUAGAUUGUUUUGUAAGUUUAUUUUCCCCUCCCCAGUGUAUGAACAAUUAUAUUUUUCUUUCAGCAAUAAGAAAAGAAGGAAAAAGAGGAUUAGGAGAAUUCUUGAUGAUGCAGAGCUCCGGGAAGAAACCAAAGAAAAAAUUGCAAUAGAAAAGGUCGAUAUCUCGCAGUUUGUUAUUUACUUUGCUUAGUUCUCAUUUAGUUGGUAUGCUGUUUGCCAAUUUAUCUCCUUUUCUCCCUGCAACUUGUCUCUCAGGCUCGUCAAGAACAUCUGAAGUUAAUGCAGUUUACUGCCAAGUCACUGGGUAAUGCUGUGAUUAGUGUGGAUGGGGAAUCAAUGAAAGCUACUGAUGUUAAGGUUAUGGGUGAUGCAACUAGUGGCUACAUUGUGAAUGUUGCCAGGGAAGAUUCUGAGGAACCAAUCAGAAUUCCUCCCAGUCUGUCAAGCAGACUAAAGCCCCAUCAGGUCUCUCCCACCUCUCGUGCUCUUUUCUACAUUUGCUAAGAUAGAAAAGCACGUUAAUAAGAGAGCUGCGUGUUACCUCAUAAUGAUUUAUAUUGGCUCAGAUAUUUUCAUUGAUAUCCCAUUUUUCUGAUGAGCAUGUCUGGUUUAGGUAGUUGGCCUCAUGUUAUUGAUCUGGACUUGAGGAGCAAUGUUCAUUCUGUUCAUUGUUGCAUUAGCCAUUUCAGAAGAAGAAAUGAAUAUUUUGGUCCAUCAAGAUCUUUAUCUUCUCUUUUUCGAGUCUGUUAAGUCGAUGCAAAAGGCAAAUAUUAUUGUAACUCAGACACCAUACACACAAGCCUCUCUUGGGGAAGAAGUCAACCUUUGGUUCCUUUUACAGCUUAAAAGUACCAAUUAUUUUUGUCGGUUUGGUGAAUAACUUAAGAUCUUAGAUACACUUGCAUAAUUCCCCUAUAGACAAAGUUUCUAUUGUCGAGAAAACGGAUUUGACCGGCUAUGAAUCAGCGGUAAAACCCUGGAAGUGUGACUGUGGAGGGCCAUCCAAUCUUCCAAAUUGUUUUAUGAUGCUGCGAUUGUCUGUCUAUCAUUUGAUUCUGUGCUCUCCGCCUAUGUGUUCUGCAGUUUAAGGCUGUUUCUGAACGGACGAUUUCGCUGUUUAGCCUUUUGAUCUCUUCAUUAAGGUCCUAGUGAAUUAUUCAGUUAUGAUUUGAGGGCUUGUGAAACAAAAUGCCGUUCCCCUGAAGCUUAGUGAAUGAAACUUCAGGGUUCAGGGUUCAAUUUCUGUGAAUGGUCGUUUCUUUGGUGGUAUAUGUUGACUAUGUUAUUCUGAUCCAUAAUAGCUUCAGGUUUCAGGGAUUCGGUUUUUGUGGGAAAACAUUAUACAAUCUGUUCGAAAGGUAAAAUCUGGGGACAGUGGUCUUGGUUGCAUUCUUGCCCACACGAUGGGCCUUGGAAAAACAAUCCAGGUAAUUUGUUUUUCGGUAUUGUACCAUUCCGUGUGCACACUUUCAUACGCACAUGCAUAUAACACUGUCAUAGUUUCUUGUUUUUGUCAAAUCUACACUUUUAUUCGUUGCUUGUUAUGAAGGAAAAAAUUGUCAUUCGUUCCAGUGCACGUGUACACUUGUCAAUGAUGGUUUGACAUUUCACACUUAGGUUUAGUAAUUGUAUAUCUGCAUAAUUCUCCAAUAUAUCGAUUUUGUAUCGUGUAAUUUUUGGAUGUCAUGAAAGAGUUAGAAAGGUUAUUUUUUAGGUUUCUGUAACUUAUUUUGGUGUCACCUGUAUAAUUUCCAAAACAGUUGCAUGGAGUUAUUUUACUCCCCCUCUGCUCAUUCGUCUACCUAUCUGCCAUUUUCACUUGGUUGCUGAUUCUCAUUGCGAGUGAUCUUGGUGGCCGUUGAUCUUGUCGGUCUCAUGUUCAGCUGAGGGAAAGAGACUCUCUGACAUUAGGACUAAUGGUGUUGACGAACCCAACCUACUGGGUGGGUAAAGCUCUUGUGAAGCGAACUUGCUCUGAGCAUGAACGAGUCAAACCAGGAAUCAUUUUAUGCUUCUUAGAUGUAUGCCUAAUGAGAGCCUCAAAUAGUCAUUUGUGCAGUUUCCCUGGUGAUCUAGUCAAACUUCCUGCAUGCCUGUAAUCAGCUUUGUGCUGCAGGGAGUCAAGGAUGAGCUUUUGCUUUUUAAUAGUUCCUUGUGAUCUUAUUAUCAAGUCAUGGAGAGGCAGGAUUAAGAACAUGCCAGGCAUCUGCAUAUUUAAAUGUUGAUUGGUUUUGAGCCAUCUAUGAGAUUGAUUUGUGCCCAGUCACAAAACAACAUUGAAUACUUUAUGGGCGUGUAAUAGGUUUCUGGGGCCUUAUGUGACUUACACUGGUCUGCGUGAGGUGGGUCAAGCCUUUAGUGCAUGUUAUACAUAAUGCACUGGCAGUAUUUUACCAUGCAGACGAGUGAAUUUGAGGGAAGAAAAAAUUAUGGCAGUCUUAACGCUGUAAUCAUUUUAUUUUCUGUGGUCAUAAUUGAGGUAACUUGUUCAUAGAGGUCGAAAUCUAAGAUGAAAGAUUUUUUUCUUGCUCAUUUGUAACAACUCCUGAAAUUUUGGCAUAAAUAUUUGGGAUUUUUGAAAUUUGGCAGUCUCUUAAUUUCUUAUAGCUGAGUUCUUCCCGUCUCUUUUUUCCUCUGGUGUUCUACUUUCUUUCACAAUACGUGCCUGGGAGCCCGAUCCCAUGUGUGGAAAUGCCCUGGUGACGACAAUGAACCAUUUCAGACUACUCAGGUUUUCUGUUAUGUAAUCUAUUGUUUAGAAAGAAAUGCCAAUAAAAAAUUUUCUUGUCUGAAAGUGAUUUACAGCUUAUUUAAUAGUUUGAAAAACACCUUGCUAGACAUAAAUGAAGUUACAAUUUUAGAUUAUUACACUCCCGGUUGAAAUAAUUCUGUAGAAGCGUACUUUGGCUUCCUCUUCUCGUUUUUUUCUAUGAAAAACAUAUUCACGGCCGGUAGGGUAAGCUUGAAAGAGUGAAACACACAUUUCUGAUUCAAUCCAGCCUUCAGAUAGGCGGUGGCAAUUUUUAGCUUGAUGCUGACUGAAACACACCUUGUAUAUUACUCUUUCUUAUCCAUCAGAUGAUCAUUUGUCGGGAGCUAUUUUGAUAUACUUUAAAAUUUGUCGCAGGGUUGCCAUCUGACUCCAUACUGUGUUGUUGGCGUGAGAUUGCUUCUAAUAUUUUAUGGUAUCUCUUGAGCAACUGUUUUAGCGCUUUCCAGUGUCAUUAAUUUCAUUUUGUGUGGCUUUAACGCAGGUCAUUGCAUUUCUAUAUGCUGCCAUGAGAAGUGUCGAUAUUGGUCUGAGGACAGCAAUUAUAGUUACACCUGUUAAUGUACUGCACAACUGGCGUCACGAGUUUUUGAAGUGGAAACCUGUUGAAUUGAAAGCUCUUCGUGUAUUUAUGAUGGAUGAUGUCCCCAGGUUUGUCGGUAGAUGUUUAGAAAUUUUAAAUAAUUGUUUCUUGUGUUCAUACUGAAUGCAUGAAAAGUUCUGCAUUCAAGAAAUGGAAACUCGCAUGUGAAGAACAUUUGCCAUUUUUACCAGGAUCAAGUCAUUUAAUGCAUGAAAAAUUGAAUCCUCUUUUGUUGGGUGCAUUUUAUUUUAAUGCCAGUCAAUGCAUGCUAGGCAAUGGCAAUAAAGAAAAUAUAAAUAGUCGUGAUAACCUAAAAUUUUCGAUGUGCUGCCCAUCGCUUGCACUGUUGAAAUCUGCAUACGUUGAUUAUCAGUGAGUCUUGCAGACAUUUGUUGGAAUUUAUAGAUCAGAAAUUGAUUAUCUUAAAUUCAGUGCGAUAUCAAAUCAUUCACAUGACUUAUGGUUAAAGAAAUAUUACUUGCGCUCUUUAUUGUUUGAAAUGCAUGUUCUCAAUCAGAUGUGAUUCUAUAUUUUCAUGAUUUACAGUUUCUAUUGUGUUGUCGCGUGAUUCAUCUUGCUCAGAAGAUUCAAAUUGAUUCCUUAUAUGUUUUUGUUUCAUCUCCCCCGCUAAUUGUAAUGCUUCAGAGAGAGAAGGGUCGAUUUACUUGCGAGGUGGAGAACCAAGGGUGGAGUUCUCUUGAUUGGAUACAGUGCUUUUCGGAACCUAUCUCUGGGCAAGCAUGUGAAGGACAAGAACACUGCAAUGGAAAUGUGUCAUUCUCUGCAGGUAAGCUGUCGCCAUGCUUAUUCAAUGAGACUUUGCAAGUAACAUGUUUUCUGUAAGUGAAACACUGCUAGAGGCUCCUGUAUUUUCUCGUGCACUUCUGCAUGUAAUUUUUCAUCUUGGUACAAAUUAAUGAUUAUGUGAACAUAAAUUUUCUUAUUUUCUGUGGACCAAUCAUUUUCCAUUGUGUAGUAGAAAAGCAUACGAUGCCAGUCUCUCUCCCUCCCACUUGUUGAAUUUUCAAACCUUUUAGUGUUUAUUCGUUCAGAACUGUAGAGAAAGGGGAGAGGUAGGUGUUGGUUUUAUCUAAUUUUCUUUAACCACCGUCAUGGUCAUGGUAAUGCAUUGAAAAUUUGGCUUAAUCGGCUUAUUGGACAUGAAUCCUGCUCAGAUCUGCCUAUGUUCAAUGUACUUAAUUUCUUGAUUAAUUCUGUGUUGCAUUCUUCGGUUCAAUAUAAGUCCACUCGCGCACGCUACCUAUGAUUUGAUUUAUUGUUCUCUCCUAGUGAUGUUUGACCAUAAAUUCUCUUCCUUUGGCAAUGUACUAUUCUUUUUUCAUUGUAUAAUGUAUUUAUAUGCCUGUAUCAGGUGUAUGUUGCUGUUAUUGACUUUAAGAUUAUUAACCUUUUAUAUAUUUUUUUAUAUCUCCCUUCAGUAUGGACCUGAUAUACUCAUUUGCGAUGAAGCACAUAUGAUUAAGAACAGAAGGGCUGAUAUCACAUAUGCAUUGAAACAAGUUAAGACACAGAGGAGAAUCGCAUUGACUGGGUCACCGUUGCAGAACAAUCUCAUGGAAUACUAUUGUGUACGUGGCUUAUUCUAUAUAUAUAUAUAUAUAUAUAUAUAUACAUAUACAUAUUAUAUUAUAAAUAUGUAUACAUAUUAACAAAUUACCGUUUUCCAUUUCACAACAAUAAGCAUGCUAACUGAUUAUCUGUGUUUAUCUAUGGAACAGAUGGUCGACUUUGUUCGAGAGGGUUUUCUUGGAAGUAGUCACGAAUUUAGGAAUCGGUAGUUUCCAUGACAUCAGUUCUUUAAUAUGUGUUAUGUUGUACCAUUUUUACUGAUCAGAUGGCCUUUUCUUAUACGGUUAUGUUUGAUAAAAGUCUUGGUUCGUUUCUGAAUGUGAAGUCCUGUUGUAGGUUCCAAAAUCCUAUUGAAAAUGGACAGCAUGCAAAUUCGACUUCAGAAGAUGUAAAGAUUAUGAACCAAAGGUCACAUAUUUUGUAUGAACAGUUGAAAGGAUUCGUGCAGAGAAUGGACUUGAACGUGGUAAAGAAAGAUCUGCCACCGAAAACUGUUUUUGUCAUAACUGUAAAGCUGUCACCUUUACAGAGGAAGCUAUAUAAAAGAUUUCUCGAUGUUCAUGGAUUUACAAAUGAGAAGGUUUCUACUGAGAAAUCUCUGAUAAGGCGUUGUUUCUUUUCCGGAUAUCAGGCAUUGGCGCAGGUAUGGUCCUAAUUAUGGUGACGGUCAUGUAAAGAGAAUAUUCUUGAUUUGAAUCAUCAGGCUAAUAGAUGGACCUUUCUUCAGAGCCAUUGACACAAUGUCUUCUGGUUUUAGAUUUGGAAUCAUCCUGGGCUCUUGCAAGUGGCUAAAGAACAUAGAUACAACCUAAGACAGGAAGAUCCUAUUGAAAACUUUCUUAUUGAUGACAGUUCCAGCGAUGACAAUUUUGAGACUAGUGAUAUGCUAGAUGGAGGUAUGUAAUCGUAAUAAUCUAUCAGUAUUACAAAAUGAUGUCUAUAAAUGUGUGAUUUUGAAUUCUCACUAUUUCAAUGACGACCUUCACUUGAUGCCAUUUCCUUCACUUGAAUUCUCUAUUUCAAUGACAACCUUCUCUGUUUAUCAGUAUUCACUUGAUAAUCGUAAUAAUCUAUCAGUAUUCACUUGAUGUCUAUAAAUGUGUUCUUUUUGAAUAGUUUGCUUGUGCCACAUCACUUCCAGGCAAAGAUCUUGAUAGCAUGUAUUUUAUUUCCAGAUAAACACAAAAUCAGGGACGGUAAUAUGCAGAAGAAGGGUGAUGGUAUCUUCUUCCACGAGGUACCUUUUUACUUGUUAAUGUCAACAUAGCAGUUUUUUCGAAUAUGAAAUUCUCUGCAGUGUUAGCAUUUAUUUACCAAAUGUUCCAUCCCAAAAAAAAUCUCUUUUUUAUCGAACAAGAAUCUCCUGGUAGAACUUAUCAUCAUACUGUGGUUGUCAAGGGUAUUCUUAACAUCUACCAUACUAUUUGAGAAGGCAUAUUCGACUAUAAUGUCAGACUCCGGAUCUAUAACUGAUUAGUCUCAACAGAAAAAACUCCUCGGAAAUCUAGUUGUCAUAGAUUGAUAUCCAUCUCUUGUUUCUAAAUUGUACUAUAAUUGCUAUGACAAAAAGGAACACGCUGAACAAAAGCAGAUCGAUAUCAAUCUCUUGUUUCUAAUAUGCACCAUAAUUGUUCUGACAAAAAGCAAUACGCUGAACAAAAGCAUAGAGUUCAUGAUGAAUAUUAUAUGAGAAGAUGCUACGGACACCCCUGAGGUAUUUUCAACUCAAGAAUUCACAUUAGAUUAUCAAUCCACAUUAAAUUAUCAAGGACAACUCUGAUCAAGUUGUUAAAAAAAACUCAGGAAAUCUGAAGACCUCAGCUGAAUCUGAGGCAGCUUGAAUCUUCUUAAUUUAUGAUGGCGAGUGGUAUAUGCUAAUAAAAAACUUUCAUUGAAUCAAAUCAUAUUAUUUUAAAACAAACAUCUCCUUCUUUUUGAAAAGAAACAGAGAUCUCAUGUAAAGAAAGUCUCCGUGGGACCGAGCUUCAUCCACUUCACGAGAAAUUUUAAGGUUUUUGGACCUUUCACUAUACCCCUCACAGUUUGCCUAUCGAUAACAUAUUGCUUGGGAUUCCUUUCAGAGGUUUCAUCUGACCUUCAUUCACUAAUUUGGCCAAGAGAAGCCAUUACAGAAUGUUCUCUCUCUGGUUUUGCAUAAAAGGUUUGAAGGACGAGCAUCUAUGAAAUGCAAAAUCCAUGGGUUCUUUAUUGAAAUUGAAACGCUGUAUCAUCUUUUUAGUUUCUGAGGUUCAGAUCUUGUUAGUAUUUUUAUUUGAUUGGUGAAAUCUUACUCUGUUUGCCUAUCCAGGAGAUGGAGUGGUGGGAAGAUCUUCUCCCUGAAAAGAUAUACAAAGAAGUGGAUUAUAGUGGGAAAAUGGUUUUGCUGCUUGAUAUUCUUUCCAUGAGCUAUGAAGUUGGUGAUAAGGUCCUUGUUUUCAGUCAGAGCUUGGCAACCCUAGAUCUAAUAGAACUGUUCCUCUCAAGACUGCGCAGGAAAGAAAGAGAAGGGAAGCACUGGAAACAAGGCAAAGAUUGGUACAGGUAUGCGUUGAUAUAUGUGCAAUUUGUGUGAAGAAUUCAGUAUCCAUAUCUGCUGGCCACUACUGUCCCGAGAUUUCUGGUGCCAGUGGUAUCUCAUGGGAUUUAACAACCAACCGGGAUUUUGAUUUGAUCAUGCGCCGUUGGAUUCUCAGGCAGCAAUUUUUCUUUUUUUGGCAAUUUCAACCUAGCAAUUACUCUUCCUGUUGCAGCAACUACAUGUGAAUAGAUAACCAUAGGCGACACUUCCUUUUUGUAAUGUUCUGUCGCUGUAUGUUGUCAAGCAUGUUUGGCUGUUGAGUGGGAAAAGGUAGUAUCAGCUUGGCAGCUGAGAAGAGCAUGUUUUUGGUAGAGGGCUCAAAACUUUGGUGCUUCUCUGGAGGGAAAAAAACUCUUUUUUCUGCCCAAAAUUUGUUCGGGGUAUGGUGAAGUAAAAGGCUAAAAGUUUCCUCGAUUUACAGCCAGGUAUUCUUGUUCAUCAGUGCUAUCAGUUGGCCGAGUGGUUCAUUCAGGGCAGGUUUCUUGAUGAAAUUGGCUUUAGAUUGAUUGCUUCUCCUAUAACCCUGCAUUCCAUCAAUAGCAGAUACAAGAGACAGUCAGCUAGAAAUCCCUGCAUUACUUCCGUAGCAGAUACAAGAAACAGUCAGCUACAAAUCCCUGCAUUGCAUCCAUAACAGAUACAAGAGACAGUCAGCUAGAAAUCCCUGCAUUGCAUCCAUAGCAGAUACAAGAGACAGUCAGCUAGAAAUCCCUGCAUUGCAUCUAUAGCAGAUACAAGACACAGUCAGCUAGAAAUCCCUGCAUUGCAUCCAUUGCAGAUACAAGAGACAGUCAGCUAGAAAUCCCUGCAUUGCAUCCAUAGCAGAUACAAGAAACAGUCAGCUAGAAAUCCCUGCAUUGCAUCCAUAGCAGAUACAAGAGACAGUCAGCUAGAAAUCCCUGCAUUGCAUCAAUAGCAGAUACAAGAGACAGUCAGCUAGAAAUCCCUGCAUUGCAUCUAUAGCAGAUACAAGACACAGUCAGCUAGAAAUCUCUGCAUUGCAUCCAUAGCAGAUACAAGAGACAGUCAGCUAGAAAUCCCUGCAUUGCAUCUAUAGCAGAUACAAGAAACAGUCAGCUACAAAUCCCUGCAUUGCAUCCAUUGCAGAUACAAGAGACAGUCAGCUAGAAAUCCCUGCAUUGCUUCCAUAGCAGAUACAAGAGACAGUCAGCUAGAAAUCCCUGCAUUGCAUCUAUAGCAGAUACAGGAAACAGUCAGCUAGAAAUCCCUGCAUUGCUUCCAUAGCAGAUACAGGAAACAGUCAGCUAGAAAUCCCUGCAUUGCUUCCAUAGCAGAUACAAGAGACAGUCAGCUAGAAAUCCCUGCAUUGCAUCUAUAGCAGAUACAGGAAACAGUCAGCUAGAAAUCUCUGCAUUGCAUCUAUAGCAGAUACAGGAAACAGUCAGCUAGAAAUCCCUGCAUUGCUUCCAUAGCAGAUACAAGAGACAGUCAGCUAGAAAUCCCUGCAUUGCAUCUAUAGCAGAUACAGGAAACAGUCAGCUAGAAAUCCCUGCAUUGCUUCCAUAGCAGAUACAGGAAACAGUCAGCUAGAAAUCCCUGCAUUGCUUCCAUAGCAGAUACAAGAGACAGUCAGCUAGAAAUCCCUGCAUUGCAUCUAUAGCAGAUACAGGAAACAGUCAGCUAGAAAUCUCUGCAUUGCAUCUAUAGCAGAUACAGGAAACAGUCAGCUAGAAAUCCCUGCAUUGCUUCCAUAGCAGAUACAAGAGACAGUCAGCUAGAAAUCCCUGCAUUGCAUCUAUAGCAGAUACAGGAAACAGUCAGCUAGAAAUCCCUGCAUUGCUUCCAUAGCAGAUACAGGAAACAGUCAGCUAGAACUCCUGCAUUGCCUCCCAUAGCAGAUACAAGAGACAGUCAAAGCCAGGAAACUCCCUUGCACUGCAUCCAUAGCAGAUACAGGAAACAGUCAAAUAGAAUUUUACUGCAUCUAUAGCAGGAUACAGUGGAAACAGCGUCAGCUAGAAACCCUGCAUUGCUUCCAUAGCAGAUACAAGAGACAGUCAGCUGAAAUCCCCUGCAUUGCAUCUAUAGUAGAUACAGGAAACAGUCAUUGGGAACCCUGCAUUGCUUCCAUAGCAGAUACAGGAAACAGUCACAGAAAUCCUGCUGCAUUGCUUCCAUAGCAGAUACAAGACAGUCAGCUAGAAAUCCCUGCAUUGUAUCUAUAGCAGAUACAGAAACAGUCAAAUAGAAAUCCCCAAACAUUGCUUCCAUACAGAUACAAGAGACAGUCAGCUAGAAAUCCCUGCACUGCAUCCAUAGCAGAUACAAGAGACAGUCAGCUAGAAAUCCCCGUACUGCAUCUAUAGCAGAUACAAGUAUAUUGUGUCAGCUAGAAAACUCCCUGCAUUGCAUCCAGCAGCAUACAGGAACAGUCAGCUAGAAAUCCCCGCAUUGCAUCCAUAGCAGAUACAGGAAACAGUCAGGCUAGAAUCCUGCAUUGCUUCCAUAGCAGACAAUGAGACAGUCAGCUAGAAAUCCCCGCAUUGCAUCUAAGGGCAGAUACAGGAAACAGUCAGCUAGAAAUCCCUGCAUUGCUUCCAUAGCAGAUACAGGAAACAGUCAGCUAGAAAUCCCUGCAUUGCUUCCAUAGCAGAUACAAGAGACAGUCAGCUAGAAAUCCCUGCAUUGCAUCUAUAGCAGAUACAAGAGACAGUCAGCUAGAAAUCCCUGCAUUGCAUCUAUAGCAGAUACAGGAAACAGUCAGCUAGAAAUCUCUGCAUUGCAUCUAUAGCAGAUACAGGAAACAGUCAGCUACAAAUCCCUGCAUUGCAUCCAUUGCAGAUACAAGAGACAGUCAGCUAGAAAUCUCUGCAUUGCAUCUAUAGCAGAUACAAGAGACAGUCAGCUAGAAAUCUCUGCAUUGCAUCUAUAGCAGAUACAAGAGACAGUCAGCUAGAAAUCCCUGCAUUGCAUCCAUAGCAGAUACAGGAAACAGUCAGCUAGAAAUCCCUGCAUUGCUUCCAUAGCAGAUACAAGAAACAGUCAGCUAGAAAUCCCUGCAUUGCAUCCAUAGCAGAUACAAGAGACAGUCAGCUAGAAAUCCCUGCAUUGCAUCUAUAGCAGAUACAAGAAACAGUCAGCUACAAAUCCCUGCAUUGCAUCCAUUGCAGAUACAAGAGACAGUCAGCUAGAAAUCUCUGCAUUGCAUCUAUAGCAGAUACAAGAGACAGUCAGCUAGAAAUCUCUGCAUUGCAUCUAUAGCAGAUACAAGAGACAGUCAGCUAGAAAUCCCUGCAUUGCAUCUAUAGCAGAUACAGGAAACAGUCAGCUAGAAAUCCCUGCAUUGCAUCCAUAGCAGAUACAAGAAACAGUCAGCUACAAAUCCCUGCAUUGCAUCCAUUGCAGAUACAAGAGACAGUCAGCUAGAAAUCUCUGCAUUGCAUCUAUAGCAGAUACAAGAGACAGUCAGCUAGAAAUCUCUGCAUUGCAUCUAUAGCAGAUACAAGAGACAGUCAGCUAGAAAUCCCUGCAUUGCAUCUAUAGCAGAUACAGGAAACAGUCAGCUAGAAAUCCCUGCAUUGCUUCCAUAGCAGAUACAAGAAACAGUCAGCUAGAAAUCCCUGCAUUGCAUCCAUAGCAGAUACAAGAGACAGUCAGCUAGAAAUCCCUGCAUUGCAUCCAUAGCAGAUACAAGAAACAGUCAGCUAGAAAUCCCUGCAUUGCAUCUAUAGCAGAUACAAGAGACAGUCAGCUAGAAAUCCCUGCAGUGCAUCCAUUGCAGAUACAAGAGACAGUCAGCUAGAAAUCUCUGCAUUGCAUCUAUAGCAGAUACAAGAGACAGUCAGCUAGAAAUCCCUGCAUUGCAUCCAUAGCAGAUACAAGAGACAGUCAGCUAGAAAUCCCUGCAUUGCAUCCAUAGCAGAUACAAGAGACAGUCAGCUAGAAAUCUCUGCAUUGCAUCUAUAGCAGAUACAAGAGACAGUCAGCUAGAAAUCCCUGCAUUGCAUCUAUAGCAGAUACAAGAAACAGUCAGCUAGAAAUCCCUGCAUUGCUUCCAUAGCAGAUACAAGAAACAGUCAGCUAGAAAUCCCUGCAUUGCAUCCAUAGCAGAUACAAGAGACAGUCAGCUAGAAAUCUCUGCAUUGCAUCCAUAGCAGAUACAAGAAACAGUCAGCUAGAAAUCCCUGCAUUGCAUCUAUAGCAGAUACAGGAAACAGUCAGCUAGAAAUCUCUGCAUUGCAUCUAUAGCAGAUACAGGAAACAGUCAGCUAGAAAUCCCUGCAUUGCUUCCAUAGCAGAUACAAGAGACAGUCAGCUAGAAAUCCCUGCAUUGCAUCUAUAGCAGAUACAGGAAACAGUCAGCUAGAAAUCCCUGCAUUGCUUCCAUAGCAGAUACAAGAGACAGUCAGCUAGAAAUCCCUGCAUUGCAUCCAUAGCAGAUACAAGAGACAGUCAGCUAGAAAUCCCUGCAUUGCAUCUAUAGCAGAUACAGGAAACAGUCAGCUAGAAAUCUCUGCAUUGCAUCUAUAGCAGAUACAGGAAACAGUCAGCUAGAAAUCCCUGCAUUGCUUCCAUAGCAGAUACAAGAAACAGUCAGCUAGAAAUCCCUGCAUUGCAUCCAUAGCAGAUACAAGAAACAGUCAGCUAGAAAUCCCUGCAUUCCAUCAAUAGCAGAUACAAGAGACAGUAAGCGAGCUUCUUUUUCUGCUUCCUUCUCUGUGUCAUAAAAUAUCUGCUAUGUUUUACGCACUCAACAGGUUGGAUGGGAGGACUGACGGGUCAGAGAGGCAGAGACUGGUCGAGAAAUUUAAUGAUCCGAUGAACAAGCGGGUGAAAUGCACGUUGAUAUCCACUCGAGCUGGGUCUCUGGGCAUCAACCUUCAUGCUGCUAACCGUGUGGUGAUCGUCGACGGAUCCUGGAACCCAACGAAUGAUCUUCAGGCUAUAUAUCGCGUUUGGAGGUACGAUUAUUACCCCAUUAUAAUCUGAUCUCUGCAUGCCAUGAGAUCAAUUCACAGUAUUUACGUCGCCUGAAAGCAAUGGUCAUCUGAUCUUUGCAUGGCAUCGAAUCAAAUCAGAGUGUUUUUCUUGCUGAAAACAAGAGAUGAUCUGCGCAGGUAUGGGCAGAUCAAGCCGGUGUAUGCUUACCGCCUGAUGGCUCACGGGACCAUGGAAGAGAAGAUAUAUAAGCGCCAGGUGAAGUCCAGCUUACCCAGCUAAAUCUUGUGGGAUGGCAGUCUCUUUGUUGGGUGGGUGGCGCAAGAAGGCAUCAAACUCACUACCCGUCAUGGCGAUCAGGUUACCAAGGAGGGGCUCGCAGCCAGAGUUGUGGAUCGGCAGCAGAUUUACAGAACCAUGUCCAGAGAAGAAGUUCUCCACCUCUUUGACUUUGGAGACGACGAGUCCGCAGACCAUGCGGCGGAUCAGAGACCAGACCGCUCAUCAGACGAUGAGCAGGGUCUGAAGCAGAACCCUCUUCCUCCUGCUCUUCCCCACAGCGCCAGCGUCUCCGACAAGUUCAUGGAGACCCUGCUGAGCAGACACCACCCCCGGUAACACUUCUCCUGCAUUUAUCUUCUGGGUACAUCAUAUAAUCCAUAUAUAAAUAAAUAUAUUAACCCUUUAUUAGACCCGGAUCAUAGAUUUUCCGGAAUCAUUGAAGAAAAGGAAAAACUCACCGUUCCCGUUUCAGCUGGAUUGCAAACUACCACGAGCACGAGACGCUCCUGCAAGAGAACGAGGAGGAGAGGCUGUCCAAGGAGGAGCAGGACAUGGCGUGGGAGACCUUCCGGCGCUCGAUGGAGUGGGAGGAGGUCCAGAGGAUCUCCGUUGACGAUGCCCCAUACUUGGAGCAGAGGCAGCCGGCCGUGGUCUCCCAUUAUCAUCAGCAGGCCAUCGCCCUGCCACAGCAGAGCAAGGGCGGCGGUGGCAGCAGCGGCGGUGGUGGUGGCGCUGGAAGCAUCAGAAACCGGUCGCUGCAUCAGAGGAAGUGCUCCAACCUCUCCCAUCUGCUGACGCUGAGGAGCCAGGGGACCAAGUCCGGGUCCAGCACAGUUUGUGGGGAAUGCUUGCAGGAGAUCAGCUGGGAGAGCCUCAACAGAGACGGCAAGUCAAGGUGA
Messenger RNA from Spirodela intermedia, 24544 nucleotides. Lineage: Eukaryota; Viridiplantae; Streptophyta; Magnoliopsida; Alismatales; Araceae. The record is from the annotation of a GenBank genome assembly.